Bicyclus anynana (squinting bush brown) is the source of this 1185-nucleotide messenger RNA. It is a transcript of the gene Daao2, whose product is annotated as D-amino-acid oxidase. The transcript is spliced from 8 exons. The coding region runs from base 139 to 1149 and encodes 336 amino acids. Gene Ontology annotation, molecular function: FAD binding; D-amino-acid oxidase activity. NCBI's taxonomy places the organism in Eukaryota, Metazoa, Arthropoda, Insecta, Lepidoptera, Nymphalidae. The record is from RefSeq and is a predicted model, not a curated record.
UUGCAGGCUUUAGUAUGUACGAUUAAUAAGUAAGAGUACCUAUAUUCAAAUCAUCAGCAGAAUUCGGUCUGACGUGAUAGGUAGAUACACUGUGCACGUUACAUUAGAUAUUGUAUUAAUUAAAGUCACAUAAAUACAAUGACUAAAGUCGCCGUACUAGGCGCCGGUAUUAACGGUUUAGCUUGUGCUGUGAAAAUUAAAGAAAAAUAUCCAGAUGUCAGCGUAGUGAUAAUAGCUUCAGAGUUCACGCCGAACACGACAGGCGACGGCUCUGGUGGUUUCUGGUACCCGUACCUCUGCGGGGACACUCCUCAGGAACUUUUGUGCAAAUGGGGCGGCGAUACAUACGAGUACCUCCUCGGGCGCUGGCGGACAGGCGCCCACGACCUGUGCCUUCUGCCCAUGUACGAGCUGUACAGGCACCACCGUACGCUGCCCGAUGCGUCGUGGGCGCGCCGCGUGCUCGGCUACCGCGAGUUAGAAGCCAGCCAGCUGGAGUACUUGAGCGCACUGUACUCUGUCAGAUACGUAGCCGGUCGUACAUUCACAACAUUCAUGGUGUACCCACCAGCGAUGCUAGCACAUUUAUACCAACGGUUCAAGGCGGCCAACGGUCAAACGCUUCAGCAUAGGAUAGUAUCGCUACAUGAUGAGAUACUUGAUGACUUCGACGUCGUGGUCAACUGUCUGGGGCUAGGCGCCAGGCACGUGGUGCCUGAUGACAAGGUUAUACCCAUAAGAGGUCAAAUAGCGCGGGUGAUAGCGCCAUGGGUUACCAAUGCUCUGAUAGACGAAGACUCCGGAAAUUAUAUUUUGCCAAAUGCUUAUAACUGCGUGUUGGGCGGCACACAUCAGAUCAACGAUUUCAACAAGAAUAUUGUCGACGAGGACACAGACUUCGUUCUCAACGGCUGCGCCGAGCUGAUGCCGGGGUUGAAGAAUGCAAAGUUGCUCGGCGAGUGGGUGGGGCUGCGACCGGGGCGCGAGCGAGUGCGGCUGGAGGGCGAGCAGAGACGCGGGAAACUGUACAUACACAACUAUGGACAUGGUGGCAGUGGUCUCACACUCUUCUGGGGCUGCGCUUCCGAUGUUUUGCAAAUAUUCGACGCACACAAAAACCGGGGGAAAAAAGAAACAUCAAAACUAUAAGUACAAUGUAUAUAAUAAACAACAUUUAACAAAAUA